UCAUAUCCUGCCACCCCACACCACAACCGCAUAACAUAUUAUUCUCCAACUGCUGCAAGAUAAGCAAAACCCUAACCCUACUCUGCUUUCUCUGUUAUAUUGCUAUGGAAGAGCACAGCAACAAGAAGCGUGUCAGGGAGGACGAGGCCGAGUUUGAUUUGCCUGAAGUGAAGAAAAUAAGAGACGAUUUGUUGGAUAUUCUUGAUGAGUCGGAUCCUGAGGCGACGGCUCAAGAUCUAGACUCUGUUAUGAAGAGUUUUGAAGAGGAGUUAUCUGCCUCCUCCUCUUCUUCGCCAGUCGUUGUCGAUCUCACGUCGGAUUCCUGCGAGUCGUCCCAGCCGGAUCUUGGAUACCUUUUAGAAGCUUCUGAUGAUGAGCUUGGAUUACCUCCUUCUGUAACUUCUUCUUUGGAGGAGGAUAGAAAUGGAGUAACGGAGUUGGCGCGAGUUGACUCAGCUGGAAAUGAUGGAUUCUGGGGAUUUGAGGAUCAGAUCCCGAGUUAUGACUCGUUCGAGUUGGGAAUCGUUGAAUAUAACACCGAAUACGCGGCGUUUGAUGACGGGUUGUUUGACCAUUCCAACGUGUGUUUCGAUUCGUCCGAUUAUUCUUGGCGGCUAGGAACCAUGCCGGCCGAGUAAAGGAAGAAAAGGAUUUCUGUUCACAACAAUAUGAGACGAUACAGUUACCGUCCAUCCCGCUUAUUGUAAAUUUUUUUUAUUUUAUUUUUUGAAAAUGGGAGCUAAAAAGAUGUAUAUGUAGGGUAGGAUUGAAAUGAAAGAUGCCGUCAAUUCAUUCA
This is a messenger RNA of Manihot esculenta (cassava), 796 nucleotides long. RefSeq lists its product as uncharacterized. The record is from RefSeq and is a predicted model, not a curated record. Bases 105 to 638 code for a protein of 177 amino acids. Lineage: Eukaryota; Viridiplantae; Streptophyta; Magnoliopsida; Malpighiales; Euphorbiaceae. The transcript has a single exon.